GGAAAGAAGUUUAACAAUGAAAUUUUUAAUUUUCGCGUCAGUUUUUUUGAUUGCCUUCAAUGGCAUUUCGUGUUACGAUUACGAAACCGCCAUCCAAGGAGUCAUCAACGAGAUAAACUCCCAACUUGACAGUCUCUCAAAUCUUUUUAGCAAUUAUUUUUUCACAAAUCCUCAAUACGCUCAACAAUUCGCUCAACUUCCGCAAAAUCUCGUCUCAAAUCCCGAAGCAUUUAAUCACGUCGUGAACCUUCGUCAAAAUUACUCCGACGUCGUUGCUUCUUUAGACGCGACAAUUUUAAAGACUCGCAAUUGUGUCGUCGACAAUAUUCAGAGCAAACAUGCCAUCGUCAACUCCAAAUAUAACGUUAGCGCUCAAGCAGCUGGAAAUAUUGAAAAAUUAUUAAAAUCCAAAAAAUGCACGAAUGGAAUCAUAAACGGAUUUUUUAAUAGAAAAAUCGAUGAGAUAAAAAAUGGCGUGAAAAAUGAAAUUUACGAGAUUCGCGGUUCGUACGAACGAAUGAUGUUCAGUGACUUUGUGCCAUUUUUCAUGAUUGAUCAACUGAUGAGGGAAAUGGCGAAAUGUGCGACGCCAACUACUGACGUCGAUGCUGUUGAUUGUUUGACAAGAAAAGAACAACUCUACCAAGUCCCAAUCGUGGAUUUGAUCGAAAACUCAUUUGAACGAAUGAAGCAAACAUUUUUGGAUUGGAACACACAAAUCACGAGCAACUUGCUGCAACAAGUCGAUCAAGAUCUUUUGCGAGCUUAUCACGAUGGCAUGAAUCUCGCAUGCAAAAAUCAAAUUUUCAAGUAAAAAUUGCGUCACUUAAAAAUUCUGUUUAAAAAAAAUUAGCGAGAAUAAAUAAAUUAAAAUGGUCUGUCUGACACAAAUUUUUCAAUUAACACAUUUUUGUAAGACAUUCCGAAUAAAAAAAUUGCUGUUUAUGCGGAAAAUAGUCUAAAAAGCGCGUGUUUUAAAGAUUUAUUGUCUCGAAGAAGAAAAAUUUUUGUUUAAAACGUAAACAUUU
Messenger RNA from Culicoides brevitarsis, 1028 nucleotides. RefSeq lists its product as uncharacterized. The coding region runs from base 17 to 814 and encodes 265 amino acids. The transcript is spliced from 3 exons. Lineage: Eukaryota; Metazoa; Arthropoda; Insecta; Diptera; Ceratopogonidae. The record is from RefSeq and is a predicted model, not a curated record. Gene Ontology annotation, molecular function: heme binding.